CAAAAACAAAGGAGCAAGUAAAAAGCCUGCAAAGGUACGGACGCCCACGCUGAUAGAUGGCCUUACCAAAGAGGAGAUGUCCAAGGAGCAGCUUGAGGAGCACAUCGUGCGCCUUCGAGAAGAGCUGGAUAGAGAGAGGGAGGAGAGAAACUACUUUCAGCUGGAGAGGGACAGAAUCCGCACCUUCUGGGAGACCACAGACAGACAACUGGAGGAGGUCAAGGCUGAACAGAAAAACCUAGACAGGGACAUAGAAGAUGAUGAGAGGCGCCAUCAAGUAGAAGUCAAGGUGUAUAAGCAGAAGAUGAAGCACCUCCUGUGUGAACACCAGAACACAAUCUCUGAGUUGAAAGCACAUGGCUUAGUCUCCGCUGAGGCGGUGCAGAAAGAGCAGGAACAAUUAGAAACUGAGCUUCAUAAGGAAAUGAGGGCCAUCAUGGUGGACAUGCAGGAGCUCGACAAUGAAAAUCUCAUCAAGGAGCUUGAAGUGAAACAUAAUGAAGAAAUGAUUAAAACAAGGGACAUGUGGGAGAAACAACUCACAGAAAUUGCAACCAGGUAUGAGAAGAAGAUGAAGGUGCUUCCACAAGAGUUGGACAACAUGAGGAAAAAUGGAAUCAUUGAGAGAGAAGAUCACUGGAACAGCCACAUCAAUGGCCUUAUAGAAGACCACAACAAAGCUUUCAGUGAUGUUAAUGCCCUUGUUAAUCACAUGCAUCAGGAUGAGGAUUUGAACAUCGUACUGGGGGUACAAAUUGAAGAACUGAGGAUGAAACAGGAGAAGACGGCGAAAGACCUGAGCCCUGUUGUGCAGGAUAAUAAACGUCUCUCUGAGCUUCUCUUGAAAGUCAAGGAGGAAAUUGCUGAAAACGAGAAAAAAAUGAAAUACAAAGCAAUGGAAAAGGUUGUCUCCAGUGAAAAGGUCAAAGAAAAGGAGCUGAGGGAUCUCAAAUUGGAAUAUGAAGCACUGGAACAGAAAUUCCACAAGCUGGAGCUGGAAAGGAACGAGCUAUACCAGACAUACUCUCAGAAUAUUCAGAAGGUGCAGCAUAAAGCAGGUCUGAAAAUUAUUGCUCUGGAAAGGAAACAGAAAGCCCUGACAGACAACCUGGAGAAGACACAGGCUCAGCUCCACUCUGUGCUUUCGGCCUCCAACAUGGACCACACUGCCCUUUGUGGGAUCACUAACAAAACUGAGGAAAAACUGGACUCCAGUAAGAAUGCCAUAAAGAUCUUACAAUUUAAAAAAGCUCAGAUUUCCAAGGCGCGUAAGGAUUUGCUGCUGACUUACAAAGCAAAGCAAAGGGAUCUCGGUGUCCCAUUAGAGGAGCUUUGUGCAAACCCGUUUGAAAGCAGUCUUGCUGGGAAAAGUCUGGGACCGGACUUGGAUCUUGGCUUUGCCCAAAAAUGA
Molecule: messenger RNA, 1411 nt
Organism: Toxotes jaculatrix (banded archerfish)
Lineage: Eukaryota; Metazoa; Chordata; Actinopteri; Toxotidae
Product: dynein regulatory complex subunit 4-like
Exons: 10
Coding region: 77-1411 (444 amino acids)
Biological process (GO): flagellated sperm motility
Cellular component (GO): motile cilium; Golgi apparatus; microtubule
Molecular function (GO): small GTPase binding; microtubule binding
Source: RefSeq, a predicted model, not a curated record